Molecule: messenger RNA, 4609 nt
Organism: Mastomys coucha (southern multimammate mouse)
Lineage: Eukaryota; Metazoa; Chordata; Mammalia; Rodentia; Muridae
Gene: Rab36
Product: RAB36, member RAS oncogene family
Exons: 10
Coding region: 1385-2188 (267 amino acids)
Molecular function (GO): GTP binding; GTPase activity
Source: RefSeq, a predicted model, not a curated record
CACUCACCUUCCCGGCUGCGGACGCGUCCUGGAGGUUAUGGUCCUGAGGCUAUCGAGCCCCCUACCCUCCUCUUACCCCGCCCAAACCUGAAUGUGGCCUGCAGGCCUGGUCUUCCACACUGAUCGUCUAUCCUGGGCCAGGCCUCUACGGGAGUCGGGUCAGAAGAGGAUAGCAGAUGUAGGAGUGGUGGUGGGGUGGCGUAGAUUCUGGGUGAUUUACGACUAUCAGGGAAAGUGGCUAGAACCUAUAGUCACUCAGAGGCUCCAUCUUAGACUAAGAGCAGGGGACCCCGUCCCUACUCUAUUUCCAUUAUCUGGGCUGUGAUCCAUAACCAGGAUUGGGUUUUGGUUGGUUGGUUGGUUUGGUUUUUGGUUUGCUUGUUUUUUUGGUUUUGGGGUUUUUUGUUUUUUGGUUUUUUUUUUUGUAUUUUUUUGUUUUUUUUGCAUGCUUCCCACAUGCUAAGGACGUGAGUCCAAAGAAGGAGCUCCUCUUCCUAGGCAUGGGGUCAAGGAGACCUCACCUCCUGACUCUGGGCAAAAUGGAGUAUGGGCUGCCCUUCCUCGACUGUGCUGCCUACAGAUUGAAUGGCCCCUGCUCAAUAGUGAGGAUAAGGAUGGAGGCCCAGAUGUGGUUUUUAGUUUGGUUUGCUUUGCUUUGCUUUGCUUUGCUUUGGUUUCUCUGUGUAGCCCUGGCUGUCCUGGAACUCACUCUGUAGACCAGGCUGGCCUCGAACUCAGAAAUCCACCUGUCUCUGCCUCCCAAGUGCUGGGAUUAAAGGCCUGGGCCACUACUGCCUGGCCCAGAUGUGUUUUAACUCACAGGUGCAGUUCGAGAACUUGUAUGGCUUCCUGCGUCCUGUUAAAAGACAAAUAUAACAAUUUUUGUCCCAAUUGGCUCUGUGAAGGUAGAAUUGGGCCACACUUCAUCCUGUAAAGAAAACUGAGUGCUGUCAUGUUUUGGUUGGUUCAGUUUGGGUCUCUUUGCAUGACAGACUUUCUGUCACGCAAUGACUCUGGAACUCGUCCUCUUCCGGCCUCUGCUUCCCAAGUGUUGAGUUGUAUAGACCCAUGUCACUACUACACAGGGCUAGGAGUUUGAUUUUUAUAGACAGAAAAAGAAAGGAGAGUAAAAAUAGUAAAAAAGUAAAUUGGUCAUUUCAAAGUUACUUAUUUCAUAGGAUAAUUCAUGCUGGCUCAGGUUGACGGGUCCCCUUGAUCUCUUGUCUGGUUGGAAAAUGAGCCCAUUCGGAAUUCCGUUUGAUCACGUGACACCUAGCAUACUCAGUUCUAGUUUGAUCUGCUGGACCAUAAUUCAGAAACUACCUCUUACGUGUUUUAUGUAAUACUCUUUACCCCUUGGUUGAGUCUGCAGAGCACUGGAAGAAUGAGGUCCUCUUGGACCCCUUUGGGGCCCCCUGUGAGCCAGGACCGCAUCAUCACCAGCUUCCCUAAGUGGUACACGCCGGAUGCCUGCCUGCAGCUCAAGGAACACUUCCACAACCAAGUCAGCAGAGCCUGCCAGCACAGGAACACGGGCACUGCCGGGCUCAGACUCUCCAAGGUGGUGGUUGUGGGCGAUCUCUACGUGGGAAAGACUAGCCUCAUUCACAGGUUGUGCAAGAAUGUUUUCGACCGUGAUUACAAGGCCACGAUCGGCGUAGACUUUGAAAUUGAGCGCUUUGAGAUCGCAGGGGUUCCCUACAGCCUCCAGAUCUGGGACACAGCCGGGCAGGAGAAGUUCAAGUGUAUUGCAUCAGCCUACUACCGAGGUGCCCAGGUGAUCAUCACAGCCUUUGACCUCACUGACAUCCAGACCCUGGAGCAUACCAGGCAGUGGCUGGAGGACGUGCUGAGGGAGAACGAGGCGGGCUCUUGCUUCGUCUUCCUCGUGGGAACCAAGAAGGAUCUCUUGUCAGGGGCAGCAUGCGAGCAAGCGGAAGCAGAGGCUGUGCAUCUGGCCAAUGAGAUGCAGGCAGAGUACUGGUCUGUGUCGGCCAAGACAGGAGAGAACGUGAAGGCCUUCUUCAGUCGCGUCGCCGCCCUAGCCUUUGAACAGUCUGUACUUCAGGACCUAGAGAAGAGGCCCAGCACCCAGUCCCAGCUCGGAGAUGGAGAUGGAGACCUAAUACGAAUAGAGGUACCCAAGACCCAGGAGAGCAAGAGGCCACCUGGCCUGGGCUGCUGUUAACCGAGGCCAGAAUCAGAGCCAUCUCCAAGGUGACAAGGAAUCCAAGUUCUACAGCGGUUAUGCCUUCAAGCUGGGGAACAGAGCCCAGCCGUUUCUCUCUAGCCAAUCAGCAGCCACUGGCUGCUGAAGCCCCAUGCUGGCGGGCUGGUUGGUGGGCGCCAGGGUGAGCCUUCCCUGUAGGGUCUUCAGACAGUCACCGUGUUCUUAAAGAGGCCUCGAGACUGCAAACUCAGGACACCUCAGGGCUAGCCCACAUCCCUUACCCAAUCAUACCAAUGGCUGCGCAGCCCUUUCCUGCAGAUCCUCUAGGAUCUCCGAACCCUCAUCUCCAGGUCCCACAAGCAUGGAGACUUAUCAGAGUAGGCGAGUAAAACUAACCUGCCAUCCCACCCGGAGUUCUCUCUCAUCAAAAAGACAUGGCGUUCUAGGCCUUUCAGCCUCAGACCUAGCUCUCCCAGGACUCUGUGGUCCCAGCCACUGUUAAGCACAAUGGACAAAGGCCCCUUGGCCCCUCUGGCAGAGUCCCCGCCUCCAUCUCUGAGAUUCCCCGUGGCUCUGCCCUGAGUGGGUCAGAGGGUGGACCUUCGGCUCACCACUGUGACCAUCCCAAGGGAGGACGAUUGCAUGGUGACCUUUGGAGCCUUAUGAGAGGGAUCACUGUGGCCAUCCUCAGAGAUGACAAUGCAUGGUGUCCCUUUGGCCACCCAUUCCACAUCCCUGAGCCUGAUACUGUCCUGUGUUUUCACCUAUGUCCAUCCCUGCUGGCCUACCAUGUGUCUGUCCAGCUGGCCUGUGUGUCUCUCCAGACCUUGGCAUUGGGCCUCUUAUCUCUGGAGGACUUGGGACAUCCAGAAUCUAGCAUGCCUAACCCCUUUCUACACAUCAGUAGAAAUACUGAGCCCUGCGUGGGUCCAGAGUCUCCCCGGACCCCCUCACCUACUCUGUAUUCCUAUAGCUCUGGGUCCAGACCCACAUACCCCUGUCUUUCUCCUGCCAUAAGAGGGUGUGCACACCCAGUAUUCCUAGCUGCUGUCCCCCUGCCCCAAGAUAGGAUCUCAUGUAGCCCAUGCUGGCUUCCAACUCUAUAUGUAGCUGAGGCUUGCCUUGGAUUUUAUUUACCCUCCAUCUCCCAAAUGCUAGAAUUAGAGAGAUGUACCACCAUACCUAGCAACACCUGCUUCUCCAGGAUGCUAAGCCUCUGUAGGCAGCCAUGUUGGCCCAUGCCCUUUUCUAAGUGCCUGGCAUACCACACCUCUCCACAACUGUUCAUGAACUCAGCAAUGGCCAAACAUCCGAGAACACUGACCUGUCUUCCUGUUCCAUACCACAUUCACUAGCCAUAUGUUAGUGAGCUCUCUCUCCCUCCCCACUGCCCACCCCACUCUGAGACAGUGUGUCACUAUGUAUACUAGGCUGGCCUUGAGCUUGUAGCAGUCUCCUGCCUUAGUCUCCCAAAUGCUGGGGUUAUAGACACGAAGCCCCUAUUUGGCUCAAGGUCUUUUAUUCUAAAAAGCAUAUAAAAACAUAUCUUGAAAGGAUUUAAUGUUUUGGUAUUAAACAAGGUGGCGGAGCCUAAGAAAAAUGAAAAUCCGCGUCUGCCCUGAAGUUAGUUGUACACUUGGAAGCGAACACGCUUAGCAGUUGAUAAGAAUUCCUCAUGGGGCCUUCCCCAGCCCAUGUGUGCAAACCCCCAUGUUGGCUUGUUUUUCCAAAGCUCCCUUGUACUGUGCACACUGCCUGAUGGGCCACCUGCCCAGUCAUCUGCCCUGAUCUCCCCCUGUGGGUGAUUGCCAGGCCUUCCCUCCCAUGCUUAGCAAAACAUGCAGUUUCCUAAGUGCGGAUAGGCUGCAGCUCAUUUGUGUUCCUUAUCUACCGGCCAGCAGCCUGGUUCACGUCUGCUGUUGUUAGCUUUCCCCUGCGGUGCUUUGGAAUUUCCACAGAGGGUCCUGGUGGGCUCUCCUCUGGACUGUGGCUCUUACCCUGACCCAUGAAGACACAGCCUGUUAGGGACAGGCUACAUCGCUGUUGCAUUAGGGAAGGUUAGCGUUUAGUGGGCACAGCAUAAUGCUUCAUGGGGCGGAAGGAGAUGGCAGUGGUCGUCUGAGGCCUCUCUUCCUCCUAGGAACUAGGAUGGUGAUGGGAAGGGGGUGAUACUGUGUCCUCCUGUCAUGAGCUCCAGAGCUAGAAGUAACUCUGCUUUUCACACCCCUACAUUGCUAUAGACCCGUUUUUUGUUCUUUGUUUUCCCCGAGACAGGGUUUCUCUGUAUAGCCCUGGAUGUCCUGGAACUCACUCUGUAGACCAGGCCGGCCUCGAACUCAGAAAUCUGCCUGCCUCUGCCUCCGAAAUGCAGGGAUUAAAGGUGUGUGCCACCACUGCCCAGCUUAUAGACCAGUUAUUAAACUCUCUUUGUGUUGCCCA